CCCCCAAAGUGCGCCGGCGCCGGCGUGUGGGCGUGGUUACGGCUGCUAAGCGACCGAGGCAUUUUUUGCGUCGCGCUUCUCCGCCCCAGACCUUCCAGCUCUUUCUCAUUGGCUACGUGCGUUCUGUUACGCAGAGCACGACGGAGGCCGUCUUCGGUGUGGAAAACAUGGAGGCCGGAAGCAGCAGGAAGAGGCACCAGGAGGUGGACUCGGAGGCAUCAGGCCUGUCUGGCGAGGAGGAGGAGGAGGAGAACGACGACGAGGACGACUAUGAGCCCUACGUGUCCGUCAAGCAGCGCAAACAGCAGAAGCGGCAAAAGUUGCUGCAGAAGCACCGUAAGGGAGUGUUGGAAGAGGAACAAAGGGAUAGUGGGAGCGAGUAUCAUGGUGAUGAAGAUGACAUUCCUCUGGGUCCACAGUCCAACAUCAGCCUCCUGGAUCAGCACCAGCAUCUCAAGGAGAAAGCAGAAGCACGUAAAGAGUCGGCUAAAGAGAAGCAGCUGAAGGAAGAGGAGAAGAUCCUAGAGAGUGUGGCAGAGGGGCGAGCUCUGAUGUCAGUUAAAGAAAUGGCUAAGGGUAUCACCUAUGACGAUCCCAUUAAAACGAGCUGGAAGCCUCCACGGUACAUCUUGGCUAUGUCAGAGGCACGGCAUGACCGUGUACGCAAGAAAUACCACAUCUUGGUGGAGGGGGAACGCAUCCCACUGCCCAUCAAAAGUUUUAAAGAGAUGAAGUUCCCACCAGCAAUCCUGAGAGGCCUGAAGAAGAAGGGGAUCCAGCAACCAACUCCCAUCCAGAUCCAGGGCAUUCCCACCAUACUCUCUGGCAGAGACAUGAUUGGCAUUGCAUUCACUGGCUCUGGCAAGACCCUGGUGUUCACCCUCCCUGUUAUCAUGUUCUGCCUGGAGCAGGAGAAGAGGCUGCCAUUUUCCAAGAGAGAAGGGCCAUAUGGGCUUAUCAUCUGCCCCUCAAGAGAAUUGGCUCGCCAGACUCAUGGGAUCCUUGAAUACUACUGCCGCCUGCUACAUGAGGAUGGAAUGCCUGCCCUGCGUUGUGCCCUUUGCAUUGGAGGCAUGUCUGUCAAGGAGCAGAUGGAGACCAUCAAGCACGGUGUGCACAUGAUGGUGGCAACCCCAGGACGACUGAUGGAUCUCUUGCAAAAGAAGAUGGUCAGCCUGGAUGUCUGCCGCUACCUGGCACUGGAUGAAGCUGACAGGAUGAUUGACAUGGGCUUUGAGGGAGACAUCCGCACCAUUUUUUCCUAUUUCAAGGGCCAGAGACAGACUCUUCUCUUCAGUGCCACCAUGCCCAAGAAGAUCCAGAACUUUGCCAAGAGUGCUCUGGUGAAGCCUAUCACCAUCAAUGUAGGACGAGCAGGAGCUGCAAGUUUGGACGUCAUACAGGAAGUAGAGUACGUGAAGGAGGAAGCCAAGAUGGUCUAUUUGCUUGAAUGUCUACAGAAGACCCCACCACCUGUUCUUAUUUUUGCUGAGAAGAAAGCUGACGUAGAUGCAAUCCAUGAAUACUUACUCCUCAAGGGUGUGGAGGCCGUGGCCAUACAUGGUGGCAAGGACCAAGAAGAGAGGACUAAGGCCAUUGAAGCCUUCCGGGAUGGCAAGAAGGAUGUUCUUGUUGCCACUGAUGUUGCCUCCAAAGGCUUGGACUUCCCAGCGAUCCAGCAUGUCAUCAACUAUGACAUGCCUGAGGAGAUAGAAAACUACGUUCAUCGAAUUGGUCGUACAGGCCGCUCAGGAAAUACUGGCAUUGCCACCACCUUCAUCAACAAAGCCUGUGAUGAAUCGGUGCUCAUGGAUUUGAAGGCGCUGCUGCUGGAGGCCAAGCAGAAGGUGCCGCCUGUACUGCAAGUGCUGCAUUGUGGAGAUGAAUCCAUGUUGGAUAUUGGAGGAGAGAGGGGCUGUGCCUUCUGCGGAGGCUUGGGCCAUCGUAUCACGGAUUGCCCCAAGCUGGAAGCCAUGCAGACCAAGCAAGUCAGCAACAUUGGCCGCAAAGACUAUCUGGCACACAGCUCCAUGGACUUCUAGAUGCUCUCUGCCUCUUGUCUAGCCGCAGCUGAACCACAAAAAAGACUUUGUUGCUCUGGAAGGACAACUCUUCUUAAAAUGCCACUUCUGGCAUAGCUUGCUGUGGGCAGUCUGUUGCCCACUGGAGUGGGAAAUGGGCUCAUAGUGGACUUUCUCUCUGUGGGAAGGCUAUUGCUUCCUCAUUGCUAUAGCAUUUGCUGAUCCUACCCCCAAGAUGAAAUGCAGGGCAAGAUCACUGACUUGCCUCCCAAGCUCCCAUGGAUUGGACAUUGUGUAAAAAGAUGCCAUGUGCUGCUUUUCCUGCAGUUGUUGGCUACAGCACCACAAAGCCAGCAUCUAUGGACUGCAGUGUGGCACCUUAAUGUCAUCUUAAGUUGUUCAGUUAUCUUCCUAGAAAAUAGCAUAGUAAUGCUGCAAUAGCCCGUUGCAUCAGUACUAUUGUCCUGUGGGCAUUGGGCAAGCACAGCACCCCUCAGCAGGUGGCCCUUAAGAGGAGAUGAAGACAGAGUCGGUAGUCGGGUUCUGUUGCUCCAUCGUUGAGUCCCAGCAACUGUUUCAGAGGUUUUACAUUCUGCCAUGCAGCUGAGCCGAUCAGUUCCACUCUGCAUGGCCUCAUUUGUCUGUUUUUUAUGCCUUUAGCAAGCCCCUCUGCACCUGCAGGCAGGGAGCUGCGACACUCAGUGAAUCAAAAGUCCCCUGGGACUGUCUCUGUCUCCUGGGACUCCUCUGGCUGUUGCAACUCCCUAUGUGCACGCAGGCCCCAAAGAGGAAGUCAGUAGGCAGAGGAAGUCGCCAGUGCUAUCGUACAUACUGACUCAUCCCUGUGGCAGCCACAACGGCUCACUAUCUCAGCAGUCUCUGCCUUGUUCCUCCCUGGGUUACUUGUUGGGAACCUGCCCUAUGGAGUGCCCUGUAAAGGACGGGAUCCUAUACGUCCAGCAUCUCAAAUUUGGGAAGGUAAAUAGCGGCAUACCGUGUGGCGUGGGAGGGCUGGCCCUGUCCCGGGAAGUCUUUGCUUUUGUGUGUGGGCAGACUCAGUAGUUUUUGCGAUGCGCUUGGUAUUCAGGAGUGCACUGGCCUUGCUUUUGCUAAUGCUUGUGAUGACAUCUUCUGCAAGACAAUUUGGAAUCUGCAGUCGCUGUGCGGACCUUGUGUGUGUUUCCCGCCCUCCUACGUUUUCAUGUGACCAAAUGUGAUUUGUAGCCAAAAACUGUCGUCUGAAUGUAAAUAAAUUCAAUAAUAAAUCACAAUUAAAUAGUGUAUGAACUAA
This is a messenger RNA of Hemicordylus capensis (graceful crag lizard), 3312 nucleotides long. RefSeq names its product DEAD-box helicase 41 (gene DDX41). Gene Ontology annotation, molecular function: RNA binding; RNA helicase activity; ATP binding. Gene Ontology annotation, biological process: mRNA splicing, via spliceosome. The record is from RefSeq and is a predicted model, not a curated record. Bases 168 to 2042 code for a protein of 624 amino acids. Lineage: Eukaryota; Metazoa; Chordata; Lepidosauria; Squamata; Cordylidae. The transcript is spliced from 17 exons. Gene Ontology annotation, cellular component: spliceosomal complex.